This is a messenger RNA of Plasmodium gaboni, 3531 nucleotides long. Its product is annotated as transcriptional regulatory protein sir2b. The coding region runs from base 1 to 3531 and encodes 1176 amino acids. Gene Ontology annotation, molecular function: NAD+ binding. The record is from RefSeq and is a predicted model, not a curated record. NCBI's taxonomy places the organism in Eukaryota, Apicomplexa, Aconoidasida, Haemosporida, Plasmodiidae. The transcript has a single exon.
AUGAACUAUGCAUCACGUUUGUCAAAACAUGAAUAUAAAGGGCCACUAGGUGAAGAAGAAUAUUUUGAAGAUAUUGAAGAAGAGAAAAAAAAAGUUAAGGAGCUUAUAGAAAAAAUAAAAAGUAGUGAAUACAUAGUUGUUCAUUCAGGUGCUGGCAUAUCAACUAGUUCAGGACUGCAAGAUUUUAGAGGUCCUACGGGAAUAUGGACAAAUGAACACCUUAACGAAUUAAAGAAUAAAAAAAAAAGGAAUCAUGAUUAUAAAGAUAACAAAAGAAAACUUAAAUCUGAUCAUAUAAAAUGCAGGGAUAGUUUAGAUAUUUAUAGUCCUUCCUUUUUGCAUAAUGAAAAGAAAGAGAAUACAUUAAAUAUUGUAAAAAGGGAAAAAUGUUAUAAUGAAAUUGGUGUAAAUAUGAAUUCUUGUAAUAAAAGUGUUAUACAAUCUAACCAUGUAUAUGUUAAUCGUGAUAAUAAUAGUAAUAGUAAUAAUAAUAAUAAUUUAAAAGAGAAUAUGUUAGAAAAUAAUAAUAAUUUAGAACAUAAAAAAAAUAACAAUAAUGUGAAUAAUAAUGAUAAUAACUUGUAUAAUAACGUGGUUAAUUCUAUAGGAUCCAAUGAUCAUACUAAUAAUGAAAAUAUUCUUAUUAAAAAAGAAAGUAAUUCAGAAAAUAUUAGGAAUAACAUACCUGAUAAAGUAAAUAUUAAAAAUGUUAUAAAAACAGAUGCUAAGAAAGAAACUAUUUUAGAUCCUGAAAAUUAUGUAAUUUUUGGAAAAAGAAAAAAAAAGGUUAUAGAACUUCAUUUAGCUCUACCAUCAAAAACUCAUAUUAUGAUAAAUGAAUUAAUGAAUAAAAAUAUAAUAAAAUUUAUGAUAACUCAAAAUAUUGAUUCCUUACAUCAUCGAUGUGGGAAACACUUUUCUAAGACAGCCGAAAUUCAUGGUAAUAUUUUUACAGAAAGAUGUGAUUUUUGUGGUAGAAGAUAUUUAAGAGAUUAUCUCAUAUCUACUAUUAGUUUUAAACCAACUGGUUCUUUAUGUUUUUUGUGUUCAUUUCCUCCUAUUGGAGUAUGUACUGAUGUUUUAUUAGAUUGGAAUAAUUCUUAUGAAGAAUUUUUUCAUUUAAAUUCAAUAAAGCAUUCUCAAAUAGCAGAUUUUCAUUUUUGUUUGGGUUCCAGUUUUUACAUAGUCCCAGCUAGCUCUUAUCCAUCUAAAAAAAAGUACGCUAAUGCAAAUUCCUACAGUUGUGUUAUUAAUUAUCAAAAAUCAUUUUUAUCAAAAGAAGUUAAUUUGAAUAUACAUUCUAAUGUAAAUAAUAUAUCUGAUAUAAUUAUUAAAGAGUUUUCUCUUAAUCCAUUGUCAAUUAGAAGUACAAGGGUUACAAUUGUUAGGUGCCCAAUUGAUACGUUAGAUGUAAUGUCUGAUGACUUAAUAUCAAUACACAAUAUUAAAUUGAAAGAUAAGAGAAUGAGAGAACAAAAUAUAGAUUAUGCUCGAAUAAGGAAUAAAGAUGAAACUUAUAAUAAUGAAAAAUCUGUAAAACUAAAUGUGACGGAAUGUUUAUAUUAUAACAAGCACGGAGAAUGUUAUGAAAAAAGGAAGUAUAAACUAAUAGAUGAACAUUUAAUUCCGAAUAAUGAAGGAAAUAAAAAUAUAUCAAAUGGCAUAAACAUAUCUGAUCAAAAAAUUGACAAUAACAAAAGUAACAACAAUAAUAGUAAUAUUAAUAGUAAUAGUAAUAAUAGUAAUUAUCAUAUGUCUAAAAAUAUAAAUCCUGAUUUUUCGUUUGUUGAAAAUGAGUCCAAUAUUUAUGAUAACUAUAAGGAACAAACAUUUAUACUUAAAUGUUCUAUGAUAAUAAAUAUCAAAACUGUAUGUUUAGAAAAUUUUCAUAAAGUACAUAUAAAACUGUUAGAUGAUAUUAAAGGUAUAUGGAUAAUAAGAACAAAUUUUUCUUGUAUUUUAGAAGUAGAAUUAUGGUAUAAUUCUUUUAUUUUAUUAAAAUUAAAUUUUAAUAAAAGUGAUCCUUUUAUUCAGUUGAAUGCUUGGAAUGUAAAUGUAGCUUAUACAUAUGGUGAUGAUAUAGACGAUUUUGAUUAUUUCCAAAAUGAUGAGAACAAUAAGAAACCAUUUAAUUUAUAUAAAAAUAAAUAUAUUUCUAAUAUGAGAACAGAAGGGGAUGUUAAUAAUGUGUAUACAUUGGAUAAUCAACAACUAAAAAGUAAUAACAAUAAUAAUAAUAAUAAUUAUUAUUAUUAUGAUAAAGAUAAUUCAGGUGAACCAUAUUACUGUUCAGAAAUAUUAAAUGAACAUGUACAUGUAGGUUAUAACCCUAAUAAUUAUGAAACUAAAUGUAAAGCAUAUAUUUUAGCAUACUUGGAUAAUUCAACAGCAUUAGAUAUAAAUAAUAAUGUCAAUAAUAAUGAUUUUAUACCCUUUAAUUUAACACAUUCAUUAAAAUUAUUAUACAAUAUAUAUUGUGUGCUUAAUAAAGAUAUUGAACAAAAUAAAAAUACUACCAUAAAAGAAACAUAUGAUAAAUUGGAUUAUUUUAUAAAAAAUUUUGAUUUCAAUAGAGAUAGUUGCUUAUAUACAAAUAAUUUUAUAAAUAUGCUUAUACAAAAUGAACAUCAUGGUAAUCAAAGUCGCUAUAAAUUUAGAGAAAGAAGAAAGAGACUUUUAAAUGAUUACAGUUCAUGUUCUUCUGAUGAUGACCAGGAUGGAAAAAAUAUUUUCAUUUUUUAUAACUUAUAUAUGAACCAAUAUAAGAAAAAGGGACAUGAUGAAAUAAAUAAAAAAGAUGAAGUGUAUGAAAAAAAUGUACAUAGUGAAUCAAAUCAACAUGUACAUAACGUUAAAGUAAGAACUGAUUUGAUUAACCAUAAAUCUGUUUAUAAAACAGUAAAGAAUAACAAUUUGGUUGAUAUAAAUAAUAUGAACCUAAUAGAAAAAAAGAAUAAUUCAGAAGAGCUGUUCUUAAUAAAUGAUAAGGAUUAUAACAGUUUCCUUUCUGUUAAUAAUAAAGAAAAUAUUAAUUGUAUAAGUGCUUGGCAAAAUAAUAAAACGAAUUGUAACGAAAAUAUGCCACAGAUGACUAAUAAUGAUUUAAUAGAUGUUAUGAAAUCUGAAACGCAAAAGCAAUACAAUUGUUUUGAUAAAUCUUCAAUAAAUGAUAUAAAUAAUAAUAAUAGUGACAGUAACAAUAAUGAUAAUAAUAAUAAUGAUAAUAAUGGAUAUAUAUAUUCUCCAGUUCUUUUCAUAAAUAAAAAAUAUAAACUCGGAGAAUUGGUAUAUAAAAUACCAAAAUAUGUAAAGCCACAAAAAGUUUAUACGCCUUAUAAAAAAAUUACAAGAAAUAAAAAAUAUUCUAAUACCCUUCAAAAGGAUAGAUAUGAAAAAUGGAAAAUGUUAUAUGAAGAAUUGAUUAAUAAUGAAAAUAAAUCAUAUAUAAUAGAUUCACCUCUCUAUAAAGAAAUAAGUUAUUUCCCUUAUUGGAUUAUAAAUUAUGUGAAUGAUUUAUUUGAAUGUAUGUAA